Molecule: messenger RNA, 1671 nt
Organism: Lithohypha guttulata
Lineage: Eukaryota; Fungi; Ascomycota; Eurotiomycetes; Chaetothyriales; Trichomeriaceae
Gene: PGM2
Product: Phosphoglucomutase-2
Exons: 2
Coding region: 1-1671 (556 amino acids)
Biological process (GO): carbohydrate metabolic process
Cellular component (GO): cytosol
Molecular function (GO): phosphoglucomutase activity; magnesium ion binding
Source: RefSeq, a predicted model, not a curated record
AUGGGCGUUCAAGAGGUUCAAUUUAAAUCCUUCGGGGAUCAAAAACCCGGGACGUCUGGUCUGAGGAAAAAGGUCACUGUCUUUCAACAGGAGCAUUACUCGGAAUCCUUUAUAACCUCGAUUCUCCUCUCUAUUCCAGAAGGCGUGGAGGGCUCCAAGCUCGUCAUUGGUGGUGAUGGAAGAUAUUACAAUCCUGAAGUCGUACAGAAGAUCGCGAAGAUAUCAGCCGCAUAUGGAGUCAAGAAUCUGAUCAUCGGACAAAACGGCAUCCUCAGCACGCCAGCCGCCAGUCACGUAAUCAGAAAGAGAGGCUACACCGGUGGCAUUCUGCUCACAGCCAGCCACAAUCCAGGUGGUCCAAAGGCCGACUUUGGCAUGAAGUACAAUCUCUCAAACGGUGCUCCGGCUCCAGAGUCAGUGACCAACAAGAUCUUUGAGAAAUCGAAGGGCUUGACAUCUUACAAGAUCUCCGAUAUUCCAGACGUUGACCUCAACAACAUCGGUAGCAACACAUAUGGCGAUCUCGAAGUCGAAGUCAUAGAUUCGACAGCAGAUUAUGUCGAGAUGCUGAAAGAUAUCUUUGAUUUCGAUCUCAUCAGAUCUUUUUUCAAAUCCCACUCAGACUUCAAAGUCCUAUUCGAUGCCCUCUCCGGUGUCACUGGUCCCUAUGGCAUUGCCAUAUUCCAGAAAGAGCUCGGUCUGCCUGAGUCUAGCACUCAAAAUUGUAUCCCAAGUCCAGAUUUCAAUGGGGGUCACCCAGAUCCCAACCUUACGUAUGCUCAUUCUCUCGUGGAAAGAGUCGACAAGGAAAGCAUUCACUUUGGUGCUGCUUCCGAUGGCGAUGGCGACCGAAAUAUGAUUUAUGGUCACAACGCCUUCGUUUCACCAGGUGAUUCUCUGGCUAUCAUUUCUCACUUUGCAGAGAAAUAUAUCCCAUACUUCAAGCAGCAGGGAGUCUACGGUCUAGCCAGAUCUAUGCCAACGUCAAAGGCUCUCGACCUGGUCGCAAAGAAGCAGGGUCUCAAUGUGUAUGAGGUACCAACAGGUUGGAAGUUCUUCUGUGCCCUCAUGGACAACAAGAAGAUGUCGAUCUGUGGAGAAGAGUCCUUCGGUACUGGCUCUAAUCACAUCAGAGAGAAGGAUGGUCUUUGGGCGGUUGUUGCCUGGCUCAACAUUAUCGCAGGUGUUGGAAAAGACACAGGUAAACUACCUUCUGUCGCCGAAAUCCAGAAGGACUUCUGGAACACCUAUGGCCGUGUCUACUUCACUCGCUACGACUACGAGGAUGUCAGCAGCGAUGGAGCCAAUGAUAUGGUCAAGUACCUGAAAGAACUAAUCACCACUAAGAAGGACGAGACUAUUGGCUCUUCCAUCAAGGGCCGAAAGAUCGUCGAAGCCGACGACUUCUCCUACACUGAUCUGGACGGCUCUGUCAGCAAGAACCAAGGCAUCUUCUUCACCUUCGACGACACUUCGCGAAUCGUCGUCCGUCUGUCUGGUACCGGCAGUAGUGGAGCAACAGUUCGACUUUAUGUUGAGAAACUGGAGGAGGACAAGAGCAAGCUAGGCAUGGACGCUCAGGAUUACCUCAAGGAGCCACUGUCUGUUGCCUUCGAUCUAUUGAAGCUUCAGAAGUUCAUCGGCACCACUGAGCCGACUGUUAAGACUUGA